Phymastichus coffea is the source of this 2049-nucleotide messenger RNA. RefSeq names its product cytosolic purine 5'-nucleotidase (gene Nt5b). Lineage: Eukaryota; Metazoa; Arthropoda; Insecta; Hymenoptera; Eulophidae. The record is from RefSeq and is a predicted model, not a curated record. Gene Ontology annotation, molecular function: 5'-nucleotidase activity. The coding region runs from base 103 to 1968 and encodes 621 amino acids. The transcript is spliced from 10 exons.
GCAGUUGCAAUACAGUUGUUAAUUACUAACAAUUAUAAAAUAGUGAUAUCCGAUAAAUUAGUGAUAAACGGCGAAAACGGAAUAGUAUUUUCUUGAAAAACGAUGGAUGCAAUAAACAUCAACUUUGGCAAUAUGAGAAGAAACGAUCGUAGUGAACAGGAUCUAGAUUGUUUUAACGAAGGAAGUCAUGAACUAAGGACUGACAAACGGGAGCUUAGUCAUAGGAUUUUCGUCAACCGAAGUCUACAUCUAGAAAAUAUAAAAUUUUAUGGUUUUGACAUGGAUUAUACUAUAGCAGAAUACAAAUCUCCUGAAUAUGAACAACUUGGCUUCAAUUUAUUAAAAGAUCGGCUAGUAUCUUUGGGAUAUCCAAAAGAAAUUCAAAAUUUUGAAUAUGACCCUAGCUUUCCCAUUAGAGGAUUAUGGUUUGACACUCUCUAUGGGAAUUUGCUGAAAGUAGAUGCAUAUGGUAAUAUACUGGUCUGUGUACAUGGAUUCGAGUUUUUAAAACAUUCCCAGGUAUACGAGUUGUACCCGAACAAAUUCUUACAAUUAGACGAGUCUCGAGUUUAUGUUUUGAAUACAUUAUUCAACCUACCAGAAACAUAUUUAUUAGCCUGCUUGAUUGAUUUUUUUACUAAUUCAAGACAAUAUUCUCGCGAAAGAACCGGAGUCAAAGAAAGCGAAUUGACUAUGAGUUUUAGAAGUAUAUUCCAAGACGUACGAAAUGCUGUAGACUGGAUUCAUAUGCAUGGAGACUUAAAAACUAAGACAAUUGAAAAUUUGUCAUUGUACAUAAAACGAGAUGAAAGGUUACCAAUGUUUUUGACAAGAAUUAGAGAAAGUGGAGCUAAAGUAUUUCUACUGACCAACAGUGACUACGUUUUUACAAAUAAGAUAAUGGAAUAUUUAUUUGCCGUUACACACGGAGGUAAGAUUAACGAACAACGUCAAAAUUGGAAAAGUUAUUUUGAUACUAUCGUAGUUGAUGCUAAGAAGCCACUUUUUUUUGGAGAAGGAACUAUUCUUCGUCAAGUCGACACGGAAACGGGAGCAUUAAAGUUAGGGAGUCAUAAAGGCCCCUUACAUAUUGACGAAGUAUAUUCAGGUGGAUCAUGCGAUGUCUUCACGGAAAUGAUAGGUGCGAAAGGUAAAGAUGUUUUGUAUAUUGGUGACCAUAUUUUCGGGGAUAUUUUGAAGAGCAAAAAAAUUCGUGGUUGGAGGACUUUUUUAAUUGUUCCUGAAUUAGUGCAAGAGCUUCAUGUAUGGACUGAUAAAUGCAAGCUUUUUGCUGAACUUCAAAGUUUAGAUAUUAUGUUAGGAGAAGUAUAUAAAAAUCUAGAUAGUAGUACAAAAGAAAAACCUGAUAUAUCUAAAUUGCGUACAUCAAUACGUGAUGUUACACAUAAAAUGGACUUAGCAUAUGGAAUGAUGGGGUCAUUAUUCCGUAGUGGUAGUCGUCAAACUUUUUUCAGCAGUCAAGUUGUGAGAUAUGCUGAUCUUUAUGCUGCUUCUUUUCUAAAUUUGAUGUACUAUCCUUUCUCAUAUAUGUUUAGAGCACCUGCUAUGCUGAUGCCUCAUGAGAGUACAGUAGCUCAUGAACAACGGUAUGUUAUUGACGCUCCUAUGAUCAGUCGCUCAAGAACGUUUAAAUCGAAAAAAGAAAAUAAAAGUAUGCUGCAACCUGAAAACUUUCUGAAUAAUCUCAAUAAUUGUGCUAGUGAUUCUGAUAUAUCACAGGCAUGCGUCGCAAGGAUUCGAUCUUAUUGUUUUAACGGUAAAUAUCUAAAUGGUCCACCACAUCCGGCUGGGCAUCACAAAUCUGAAAAUAGUAUUUUCUCCAUAGGUACUACUAAUGCCAUUAGAAAUGAUGGAGUACCUCAUAUGAGACCAAUUACUCCACAAAACGUAACACACACUCAUGAUGACGAUUACAGUGACGACGAAAUCGAUGAUAGUAAAAGUUAAUACAAGAAUGAACUAGUUCUGAGCUUGUCAAAAGCAUAAUAUGUGUAUAAUAUUCUCUAGAAUAUAUAAAUAUAAUGUAAU